GUCAACUGUCAAAUCCAGAGGUCAUCUUUUUAAAAAUAAGCAAUGAAAACGUCUCUUCUAAAACUUAUAUAUGCAUGUAGAAUUCAAACCUUCCUGUGUUCUUCUAUAUAAGGUUGUAAUCAGAGCAAAUUAAUUAUGUUCGGCAACAAAGGCAUGAAAACUGCAUAAGAAACAUGUUUCACUGGUAGAAAUUAAAACUCUGGAAAUCACUUUAAGGCUCACUGGGCAGAAUCUCCACAGAAUUAAAGCUCCAGUAUCUCUAGGCUGUAUCUUAUUUUUUCUCAAUUAGGAAAAACAGCCUAGGGUUAACUGUAAACAAAAUUAUCUUAAGCUAUAAUGACAGAGUUUAUCACAGUCCCCCAAAUUAAAGACAGCUCUUAAGAAUAUAACUUGAAUAAGGAUCAUGAAUUGGUUCAACAUAUUUAACUGGUGAUUUUAUGAAUUAUAAUGAAUGCUGCUACUCUCUAAAAAUGAAACAACCUCCUUGGCACGCUUACAGCUACACAACACAUUUGUAUGAUUUCAAGCACCAGUGCUGGAGGCUCAGAAUAAGUCAACGGGAGGAGGACUCCCACCACAGCAGCAAGCAGGUCUCCUGAGUAGAUCAAAUGACAUGCUUAGCAGAGUAACCCGCAAAUAAGAGCUAUCAGUUUCUUUCACUAAGCCUUCCGAAACCUGAGCCUCUGCAGAAUACUAACCACUCGGGCCUCACCUACAGACAUGGACAGAUGUACGUACACUUUCAUUUUAUAGAAUUUGAAAUUCUCUUUUUAAGGAAGGAGUCAACUUUGGCCUUGAGUGUUUGGCAUGGGUACAAAGCCUUAAAAAAGCAGAUGACCAGCUUAGCUACUGACCAUGCUGAUCAGUGUCCGGAAUCAGAUCAAAUCAAAGAAAAACAUCGAAUGGCUUUCUCUUUUAGAAUAUUCGAGCAACACACAAGUCCUGGGCAUGUUUUGCAGAGCUCAUUUGACCACUUAAUCUCUUCUAACUGGUCUGGAUUACAGACAGAAUCGAUACCAGAGAAAAUGAAACAGACUGGUGAGGAACAGGGAAAUAAGCCGCGCUGGGCAGCUCUUCUGAUACUCACGGUGAUAAUACCCACAAUUGGUGGCAACAUCCUUGUUAUUCUGGCUGUUUCACUGGAGAAAAAGUUGCAGUAUGCUACCAAUUAUUUCCUAAUGUCCCUGGCAGUGGCCGACUUGCUGGUUGGAUUGUUUGUGAUGCCGAUUGCCCUCUUAACAAUAAUGUUUGAGGCUACGUGGCCCCUGCCACUUGUUCUAUGCCCUGCCUGGUUAUUUCUUGAUGUUCUUUUUUCUACUGCAUCCAUCCUGCAUCUCUGCGCCAUUUCAGUGGAUCGUUACAUAGCCAUCAAAAAGCCAAUCCAGGCCAAUCAAUAUAACUCACGAGCUACAGCAUUAAUCAAGAUUAUCGUGGUGUGGUUGAUUUCAAUAGGCAUUGCCCUUCCAGUUCCUAUUAAAGGGAUAGAAACUGAUGUGGCUAACCCAAACAACAUCACCUGUGUGCUGACAAAGGAUCGUUUUGGCAGUUUCAUGCUCUUUGGCUCAUUGGCUUCCUUCUUCACACCCCUGGCCAUCAUGAUUGUCACCUACUUUCUCACUAUCCAUGCUUUACAGAAGAAAGCUUACUUGGUCAAAAACAAGCCACCUCAACGCCUAACAUGGUUGACCGUGUCCACAGUUUUCCAAAGGGAUGAAACACCUUGCUCAUCACCAGAAAAAGUAGCAAUGCUGGAUGGCUUUCACAAGGACAAAACUCUGCCCAAUGCAAGAUCUGACAUACUUAUGCGAAGAAUGUCCACAGUAGGAAAGAAGUCAGUGCAGACCAUUUCCAAUGAACAGAGAGCCUCAAAGGUUCUCGGGAUUGUAUUUUUCCUCUUUUUACUUAUGUGGUGCCCCUUUUUUAUUACAAAUGUAACUUUAGUUUUAUGUGACUCGUGCAACCAGAUGACUCUCAACAUGCUCCUGGAGAUAUUUGUGUGGAUAGGCUAUGUUUCCUCAGGGGUGAAUCCUCUGGUCUACACUCUCUUCAACAAGACAUUUCGGGAUGCAUUUGGCCGGUACCUCACCUGCAAUUACCGAGCCCCCACAUCAGUAAAAACCCUUGGAAAAUGCUCCAGUAAUAUCUACUUUCGGAAUCCAAUGGCAGAGAAUUCUAUAUUUUUUAUGAAACAUGGAAUGCGAAAUGGCAUUAAUCCUGCCAUGUACCAGAGCCCAAUGAGGCUCCGAGGCUCAACCAUUCAGUCUUCAUCCAUCAUUUUACUAGAUACACUUCUCCUCACCGAAAAUGAAGGUGACAAAACUGAAGAGCAAAUCAGUUAUGUAUAGCAGUAAUGGCACAAUUUUAAUAUAAUGAUGAGUAAGAUGAUGAAGAAAAUAUAAAUAUACCAAGAAUUAUAUAAAGAACGUUGUAUCAUGUAUCAAAAAUCAUCUCUUUAAGAAUUCUGUAUUAAGAUUAUCCAAUUUUCUUUAUUUGGGCAAAAUUAUUCUACUAUUAAUAAAAAAUCAUUUUUGUAUAGCUGAAAAUUAAAACAGUCCAGCACACUGGUUAAAUGUUAAGAUAAUCAAAUGAAAUAAAAUUAUUAAAUCAAUAAACUUGUGGUUU
Capra hircus (goat) is the source of this 2622-nucleotide messenger RNA. It is a transcript of the gene HTR2B, whose product is annotated as 5-hydroxytryptamine receptor 2B. The record is from RefSeq and is a predicted model, not a curated record. The coding region runs from base 729 to 2345 and encodes 538 amino acids. Gene Ontology annotation, biological process: heart development; regulation of behavior; vasoconstriction. Gene Ontology annotation, cellular component: plasma membrane; dendrite. The transcript is spliced from 4 exons. Gene Ontology annotation, molecular function: neurotransmitter receptor activity; G protein-coupled serotonin receptor activity. Lineage: Eukaryota; Metazoa; Chordata; Mammalia; Artiodactyla; Bovidae.